AGCUAUAACAGACAUCAGUAUCCCGGCAAAGCCACUAGAGUCUAGAGUUGAGAGCCCAUGGGUUUCUCAGAAGCUGUGCAAUGGUGGGAGGAUUGGCAGCUGCGGUUCCUCGUUCUAACCAGCCUCUUCAUCCAGUACUUCCUCUUCGUCGCGGCCCUCCUCCGCAAGCGCCGCAUCCCACAUUGGUUCAGGUCCCUAAUCUGGCUGGCCUACUUGGGCUGCGACGCCGUGGUCAUAUAUGCCCUAGCCACCCUCUUCAACCUCCACAAGGACGAAGUGGCCAUGGACACGCAUAUAGACACGCUGUGGGCUCCCAUCCUCCUCAUGCACCUCGGGGGGCAGGACGGCAUAACAGCCUACAGCAUCGAGGACAAUGACAAUUGGAGAAGACACCUAUUGAUUUCGGUAUCUCAGAUCACCGUCGCCAUCUACGUUUUCCGCAAGUCGUGGUGGUCAGACGACAGGAGAUUGCUGCGAGCAGCGAUCCUGCUCUUCGUCCCCGGGAUCCUCAAGUGCCUGGAAAAGCCAUGGGCUCUCAAGAACGCGACCGUCACCACCAUCAUGACCACCCCCGAUUCACGGCUUGAAGCAACCCUUGACAAAGACAACGUGCGAAAGGACAUCCUUUCACUCGACAAGUAUGUCCAAGAGGCAGCAAAGAGCGUCCAGGACAUGGCCGACAAGCCCCUCGACGAGGACGACUUCAAACUCAAUGUCAAAGUUGGCGACAAGCCCUACCACCUCUUCGUCGACCUCGGCCACCCCUACUUCGUCCGGCUCAAGAACCUGCAGGAGGUCAUGGCGCCACGAGGGGCGAGAGAGGCGGCGCACGGCAUGGUGCGCUCGUCCCUGUCCAAGGCGUUCGACCACCUCUACACCAAGCACAAGCGGAGCCUCGGCGGCCUGCUGCGCGCCGCCGCCGUGCUGCUGACCUUUGCGGUCAUCGGGGUCUUCCAGGAGAGCCGCCGGAACGCGUACAACCGCAACGACGUCGUCAUCACCUACGUCCUGCUAUGCUGCACCGCCUCUCUGGAGCUCGUCUCGGCCUGCUUCGUCCUCGGGUGCGGCCUGCCGUCGCUCGACGACCAGAUCUCCCAGUACAACCUCAUCGGGUACCUAGCCCGCAACAAGAACUACCAGAGCUUCUGGAGCCUGGCGUCCCGGCUUGGGUGCAAGGACCGGCUCGACCGGCUCUGGUGCACAGAGCCCCCCGAGCCAUCCGCCAGCAUCACCAAGCUCGUCUACGACCACGUCGCCCGCGGGUGGAAGGAGUACAUGAACAAGCCCAUCUAUGAGGUCGUCAUGACCGGCGACUGGGAGUGGUACGGCGUGAAGACUGCGGUGGGAGCCUUCCGCCGGUUCAACGACAGCCGCGGCCAGCGGACGCUCGAGUGGGAGGGGUGCGAGGAGAUGGAGGAGCUCAAGUCGAGCCUACGCAUGCCGUUCGACGAGAGUGUCCUCCUCUGGCACCUCACCACGGAGUUUUGCUACUUCGAGCAUGUAGACACUGGCAGCGAUGCCACCCGCCACAGCAGGGUGAUGUCCAAUUACAUGGUCUACCUGCUGUUGGUGAACCCGGAGAUGCUGGUGCCCGGCGCCAGGCGCAGCCUCUUUGCGGCCGUGUACCGCGAGCUCGAGCCGUCAGGGUGCGUGGUUGAGCUGGAGCCAACGGAGACGAUACUGGAAUCGCCACCGAAAACCAAGGAUGAGAUGGCGCGGAAGAUCAUCCAGAAGGUGAAGAGCACCAUCGGCUCAGAUGAUCUUGUUCACAGAGCCUGGGAGCUCGCCCACGAGCUCAUGGAACUGGCCAGGAAGGUGGCAGAGAAGGUGGAGAAGGACCUGAGGAAAACCAAGGAGGAGGACAGAAAGAAUAGAGUGGAGGGGACAAAGCUCACAGAGGAGCAGCAAAGAGAAAAAGAGGAGAUAAACAAGGCCAAGGAGGUGGAGGAGAAGAAGCUCGUGAUUAGAGCCAAGAAGGCCGGGGACGACAAGAUGUGGGCAGUGAUCCAGGGCGUUUGGGUGGAGAUGCUCUGCUUCUCUGCGGGCAGGUGCCGAGGGUACCUGCACGCCAAGAGCCUGGGCAAGGGAGGCGAGUACCUCUCGUACGUCUGGCUCCUCCUGUCCUACAUGGGGAUGGAGACCAUGCCGGAGAAAAUGCAGAGGCCAGAGCUGCCCGUGGAAGGGGACGUGGGAGGUCUGGUGAAGUCUAUAUCGGAUGAGCUAUCAGACAAACCAGCACAAGCAGGGAGGUUGCUGGGCCGGGAAGAACUCGAGGAGGUGAGGAAGGUAGAAGCAGCAAGAGCAGACGCCGCGGCUGCCACAAGGACUGUAACCUCGUCGGUUACGCGCAUGGAAAAUGAGCCGCAGGGGGGCAGGAUACCAGCACAGGCAACCGCCGCCACAAAGGCAACGACAUCGGCUGCAGCGGUGGCGCCCAUCAUCGGUGACGAUAAUGUCUGAAGGACCCUGAAGAUUGCGUUGUUUUGAGUUCCUGGUUGCCAUUUAGUCAUUUCUGCGCAACUAGUUUUCUUAAUCUGUUAUUGGCAUGUGUGUGGUAAGUGGAAUUCGUGUUGCUAAUGCUGUUGCUGCUGAGAUUAAUCUUGUUCUGUAAAGCAAAUAAAGCUAUUCAAGGUCUGCUAGUUUUGAUUACUAUGCAGUAUGUUCAUCUAGCCCACACAUUACCCAAGAGUCCCAAAUGCUACCUUUUACUUUA
Panicum virgatum (switchgrass) is the source of this 2713-nucleotide messenger RNA. RefSeq lists its product as uncharacterized. The transcript has 2 exons. The record is from RefSeq and is a predicted model, not a curated record. The coding region runs from base 58 to 2460 and encodes 800 amino acids. NCBI's taxonomy places the organism in Eukaryota, Viridiplantae, Streptophyta, Magnoliopsida, Poales, Poaceae.